Messenger RNA from Raphanus sativus (radish), 1177 nucleotides. RefSeq names its product LOB domain-containing protein 13. The coding region runs from base 126 to 929 and encodes 267 amino acids. NCBI's taxonomy places the organism in Eukaryota, Viridiplantae, Streptophyta, Magnoliopsida, Brassicales, Brassicaceae. The record is from RefSeq and is a predicted model, not a curated record. The transcript is spliced from 3 exons.
AAUCCACCCUAAUGAGUCUCCCUUUUGUUAAGAAGUUCUAUUUCCUCCAUUUCUCCUCUUCUUCUUCUUCACGUCUCCUCUUUCAUUGAUGCUCUCAGGAACAAGCUUAUAACUAGCAUCCUUGGAUGUCCAGAGAUAGAGAAGGAUUUAGCGAGUACCACGAGAUCGUGAAGAAGGUAAAGAAAGAUCCAACCUUCGAAAAGACGGCGGAUCAUGCCGUGAUGGGAAUCAGGAGACACGUGGCGAUGCCUCCUGGGACAACGUUGAACACCGUGACCCCAUGCGCCGCUUGUAAGCUACUCCGCCGUCGUUGCGCAGAGGAGUGUCCUUUCUCGCCAUACUUCUCGCCUCACGAACCUCACAAGUUCGCCGCCGUUCAUAAAGUCUUCGGCGCCAGUAACGUCUCCAAAAUGCUUUUGGAAGUGGGAGAAAGUCAGAGAGGAGACGCAGCAAACAGUUUGGUUUACGAAGCCAACUUAAGAUUGAGAGAUCCAAUAUACGGUUGCAUGGGCGCAAUCUCCACUCUUCAGCACCACAUUCAAUCUCUCCAAUCGGAACUCAUCACCGUCCGUACAGAAAUUCUCCGCCACAAAUACCGAGAAGCCGCCACAAUCACUUCCUUACAACAAAACAACAACAACUUCAACAAUAAUACAACAUCAGUGUCCGAUCAUGCAGCUCUCGCGGCGUCAAUUUUGCUCCCACCACCACCGCCACCGCCUCCUCCCCCACGACCACCAAGGCUGUUGUCUUCUCGGCCAGCUGCACCGCCUACGCCACCCGCUUCUUUACCGUCUCCGUCGAUGGUGGUGUCUUCUUCGUCUUCUAAUUCAUCUGCUACCAAUUCUAUAUAUAAUCCUCCUCCGUCUUCGGCGGCUGGAUACAGUAAUUCUCUGUCCAGUGAUAAUAAUGUUCAUUACUUUGAUUAAAUCAGAAUUGUUCUUAAUUUUGUUUUGUUUAGUGCUAUUGUUAUACCCAUUAUAAGCUAAAAGUUUGAAUGUUGAUUCAUGUUGAGGAUAGGGCAUGAAUGUUUUGUUUAUUUGCUUUUCAUGUAGAUUAAUAAUUGACAUUGCUUUACGUUCAGUUUUGCUUUCAUGGUCUUGCGUACAAGAAACGUACAAAACUUUGCACUGUAAGAUUAUAUAUAUUAUAGAUAUGGAUUUGAUGUAUUUUCACA